CAAACAGCAGAGAGAGAGAGAGAGGAAAGUACCAAACAGGACACAGAGAGAGAAAGAGAUACUGAAGAGAACCAGAGAGGCGAAAUACACCUCACAAAACAGAUAGCAAGCCACAGGACAAACGAAUUGAUCAACCAUGUCAACUCCAGCUUCACAAUUUGGACAGCUGUUGGGCCUGGUGGAUGUGAACCAGACUAUGACCAGCUUCAACAAGGAUGAUAGACUCAACAUCGCUGAAGUGUGUUGCGAUAUGGUGUGUGGGGGCCGGGCGCACGGCGUGAAGGAAAAGGUACCCCUGGGGACGCUGGGGCGUGUUGAUAAAGCCAUUUGGGAUGCUGAAGUCAGCGUAGUCAAUGGCACUAUCCAAGUCUUCCAUAACCAAGUACGGGUCACAUCACACAAGGUAACGGGCGUGAGUGUCUUUACCGCCAUCCCAGGGACCAACGGAAAGUUAGUGUAUAUCGGUAAGUGCCAGGAACAUAAGAAGAGGAUGGCGGUGGUACUACAGCUCAGUUCGGACAGAGAGGCGCAGAUCCUUAAAAGCCGUCACCAAGAACUGCAGGUGGACGGGCCCGAGUCUCGUCAUAUGUCUAAUCUUUACCAGGUGUCAGCGGACCCUUCCAUCCCUCCCCCGGACUACGAGGAUCUCACCCCACCACCACUACCACCACAGAAACAAGCUAAUCCAUCGCCACUACUACCACCCUGGCAGAAUCUACCACCGCCAACAUCCCCUAAGCAGAAUAUACUAUCCACGUGGCAGCAUGUACUACCACCACAUCCCCAGCAACGUUUACCAGCAUCAUUACCACUACCAUCAGGAGACCUACCACCACCACCAUUACCUUCCCCCCGUCAGCGUGUACUACCACCACCACCACCAUCCCCCGAAUCACUCGUCUUCGAACAAGCUCUACCACCCAUACCAGCAGCUCGGGAGCAUAUCUAUGACCAAGUCAAUUUAUCGAUACCGCAAGAGCCGAUCUAUGCAACCAUCGACCCAAGCUUACCAACACCACCGCAUCAACAACAGCCUGGCGAUGAUAAUUAUUAUUCUCAACCAGUCCACGACAUCAACCAAUACGAGAACCCACAAGGGGGAUCAUCAACAGGCCUCCCACCUCCUCUGCCACUUCGUCAAGGCUCAAGCGGGUCUGACCAGGAUUCUAACUGCGACGUGUAUGAUUGGCCGUCUGAUGAUGGUCGCGAGGAGAGCCCCCAAGAGAACUAUUACACGGCAUUAGGGAUUGAUAUAAGGGAAGCUGAACAAAUUUAUAUGACUACAUCAAUGAAUGAGGAACAGCAGGAACGGGGGAUGCAAGAGAAGGGUGAUCACAAGCGACAGAAAAGACAAAAACAGAGGAAGAAGGAAGAGGACAAAUAUAAUGAAGAAAAGGAAGAUACAGAGGAAGAGGAUGAUGAUGAAGAAGAAGAGGAGGAGGACCAGGAGGAAUUUGAGACUACGCUAGAAGAAGAUAUUAGCGCUUUCCUUAAAGAUGAAUAUAAAUUCAAGACAACAAUAUGGAGGAUCAGAGAAGCCACGCAUUCACUCACACGUGAGCUUCAACAUCUUCUUCGAGGAACGGAAACGUUGGCCGACAUUCAAAAUGACAUGUACGUGGAGCUGUACGAGGGAUAUAAAUCACCUUCCAAAAUUGCCCAGGUGUUCAUCUCUCGGAAGGAUCAGCUAGAACGGUACAAAUAUUACCUGAUGAAGUCACCGCAAAUAAACAAACUUACAGAGGCACAACCAGAAGAAGUGAAGAAAAUGUUCCCCAAGUUAAAAGAAAACAUACGAAGCUCCUGGAAGAGGUUGUACUUUUACUGCAAGAGCCUGGAGAAGAUGCUGGCCACUGCUCCGCCUGAUGAUGUACAGGUGGUCCAAGAGGCUGUCGACAUGCUUAGAGAACUAACUCGCCAGGGGGACUCUGGCAUCAUGAUGGAAGCAGUCAAAGGAACACCUUUCAACCUUCACGACUACGCUCCCUUGCUUCUCCACAGCUCUUUUGACAUUAGAAGCUCAUCCAUAAGGCAAAGGAAGGGCGAUUACCGUGUACUACUGUUCGCGAUGAUGUUGGUGGUAACGGUGCCCAGGGAGGACAAAUUCGAGUAUCAAGAAUUCAUCCCGACUGAAAACUUAAGAGUUGUGUCCUCCAAAAGAGACACCAGAAGAACGUUUGUGCUUGAGGCGAAAUUAGGACAAGGGGGAAAGAGAAUGUACGGUUUCCGCGCACCGUCUGACGAAGCCAAGGAUGUAUGGGUGAUGAUGAUCAAUCGAGCCAUCAAGGGAACAAUCAAUAAAAUGAAGAUAUAAUCUGUAGCUGAAGUAAAAAUUGGCUGAGUAAUGCAAAUAUUUGUUAUGCAUAUAUGGAGCUUUGUAGUACAGUAUGAGUUUGCAAUUAGUUUGUUAAAUGAAUCCACUUGUUAGCAUAUGAAGAAAAAAUAAAUUCAAUGUUACAUAUUCAAAUAUUUACGUGUAGUUAUAGAGAUGAA
This is a messenger RNA of Homarus americanus (American lobster), 2493 nucleotides long. RefSeq names its product xin actin-binding repeat-containing protein 2-like. Gene Ontology annotation, molecular function: actin binding; microtubule binding. The record is from RefSeq and is a predicted model, not a curated record. Gene Ontology annotation, cellular component: cytoplasm; actin filament. Bases 137 to 2314 code for a protein of 725 amino acids. Gene Ontology annotation, biological process: actin filament polymerization. The transcript has 3 exons. Lineage: Eukaryota; Metazoa; Arthropoda; Malacostraca; Decapoda; Nephropidae.